AUGGCUCGCAAUCGCUACGCAGUUAGACGCCCAAAGAGCACCCGAAAGAGCACUGGUAGCAUUUCCUCUGGCAUCAAAAAAUGCAACGUAGACGGCCCCGAGAUCGAAGGCUCUGGUCGAAGCACGCCUGUAAUUACAGGACCCGGAUGCGAGACUACAACGGAUUCGGGCAAAAGUCAUUCCAAGAUCAACGCCGUCGGGUCGCACGCUCGCAGGGCUACUCACACACGAGCCGCUCAAUUCCGAGGCUCAAGAAGUAUCCACGAAAUCCUUGCCUUGGGCCUACAACACGUGUUCACGAAAGAACGGCAAUAUCUUGACUAUAUCAAGAGAGCGGCCAAUGUAUCUUGCCAACCAAAUCAAGGUGAAAGCCUGACUCACGUAGCUGGUUUACAACGGCUUUGUGGCAGAGUGUUUGGUACUGGCGGCGACACUGAGGACUGUGAGCGAACCAACGGCGAGGAGAUGGACAACGGCCCCUUGUCAACAGAUGAAGCAGAGCAGUCGUUAGGGUGGCUAGAUGAUGUUGUCGAUGCGCGUCUUGCUAUGCGGAUACCUCAUGUGCAAUCAUCUUCAAAUCGACUGCAAGCUGCACUGCAGCUGAAGAACCCCUUUUGGCGAAGCGGCUCUACGAAAGUUGCGCUGGAGUCCGUCAGAGCACCGAAAAAACUAUGGCAUCCAACCUCCCACGUCAGUUAUCGACAGUGGCUGCAAAAUUCGUCGUCAAAAUACGGGUGCAGGCGCCUAAGCGCCCGGGUCAUCAGCUUCAAGACAAGCAAGUCUCCCUUGCCCGUUGAUAAUCUGGCUUGUCUGGGGAAUGAGCUGGAUACCAUCAUGACAAUUGACGAUGAUUGGGGUUCAAUUGGAAUCUUUGAAACUGACAUCCCGCACAUAUCAGGUGUCAUCCAAUCCUGGACCUGGAUCAAAAUCACGAAGCCAGUCUUCGUGGUCGAUGACCCCGACAACCCACAUGUCGGAGCGCAAUCAUGGGUAGUAUUCGCCAUACCUAGUCGACAGGUCGAGAAGCUGGGGGAAGUCUAG
This is a messenger RNA of Metarhizium robertsii ARSEF 23, 1041 nucleotides long. RefSeq lists its product as uncharacterized. Bases 1 to 1041 code for a protein of 346 amino acids. The transcript has 3 exons. NCBI's taxonomy places the organism in Eukaryota, Fungi, Ascomycota, Sordariomycetes, Hypocreales, Clavicipitaceae. The record is from RefSeq and is a predicted model, not a curated record.